AAUUUCCUCCGAGGCUUGUGAUAUUCCAGAAACCUGCAGACAUGAAUAACUUGGCUAUCUCCCUCACCGUUCUCUUCUGCCUGAUCUGUGCUUCGCUAUGCGUUCUAGUCGCUUCCGAAAAGUCCGAGACAAAUGGCAAAAUGUUCCAGCAACCCCACAGAGCUAAUGGCGCAAAACGGAAUGUUCGCUUCAUCUACGGAUUCGACCCCAAAGCGAUCCAGCUGGCUCGCUUCAGAGCAGACCCCAUAUUCGAAGAAGAUGAUUCCUUUGAGCGACUGAAGGGACUCGAAAGGACAGCUGAGUACAGGUUGCAGGACAAAAGAGCCGGCGAGGAUCAAUUCGACGACUACGGUCACAUGCGGUUUGGGAGAAGCUUCAGUGGAAGUUCUGUGUAAUUGACUUUGGUACGAUGAUGAGACGUGCUCGAUGGGUAAAACUGAACUUAUGCUGAUAAUCCAAUUAAUAAAAUCAAAUUUUAUUGUAAAGUUUCUGUGUUUUGUGAUAAGUACCCUUAUGUGACAGUAACUUAUUAAAAGAUGCAAUG
This is a messenger RNA of Hermetia illucens (black soldier fly), 544 nucleotides long. RefSeq names its product drosulfakinins (gene Dsk). The record is from RefSeq and is a predicted model, not a curated record. The coding region runs from base 42 to 395 and encodes 117 amino acids. The transcript is spliced from 2 exons. NCBI's taxonomy places the organism in Eukaryota, Metazoa, Arthropoda, Insecta, Diptera, Stratiomyidae.